GGGGCUUCAAGCUGUGACGCGGCACGUUUAUAUACACUGAUGCGCAUCCGCGGAACAUGUCGGCAUCCGAGACAACGACGAAGGAGCCUCCUGAAAGAAAUGACUCAAAAACACCAGCAGAGUCAUUAUCUGGACCAAGUCAAGUAAAGGAAGAUAAUGCAGCCUCCACCGCAGCUGCUGUUGCCAAGAAGACAGAGCCUAUGGGUGGUAUGUCAUCACUGUUGUUAUCUCAGCAGCCUGGGAAAGACACGUCUAGAGCUGGAGAGGAGGGAGAUAAAUGGUCACCUGCCGCCUCCCCAAACAAACCUGCUGCAGGUCACGCAGCAAAGUCCAUUUCAUCGACGGCCCCCUCUCCGUUGUCAUCUCCUUCUACAUCUUCAACAUUGUCCCCUGGCCGAGCAAAGAUGAGUGUUUCCGGACCUGGCAGUAGUAAAUCCGUCCUGGCACCUGCUCCUUCCUCCUCCUCUUCUUCCUCUUCCUCCUCUUCCUCUUCUUCGUCCUCUGCCACAGCUUCCUCAUCUCCGUCUGUCUCCCCUGGCCCACCCAAGAUUCAUCGGGCCCGCAAGACCAUGAACAGGCCUCCACCAGGGCAGAUGAGCCAUGUUGAGCGACCUGUUGCGUCAGUGACACCCUCAGGAUCCUCAGACUCUGAGACUGUCGCAAAAAGGAGAAAACUGGGUCAUUCAUCUAACGGCACACCAGAGAAGUCUGAGAACGUUCCAGAAAAUGCUCAAACUAUGGAAGAAACAUUAUCCCAUAAAAAGACUGCGCCAGAGAAGAGCAACAGUGGUGUGAGGAAGUCGGAGGAGGAGGUAGCAGAGAAAAGUGAGAUUUCAAGUCCGUCCACGCGAGAUUCAGAAAAGUUUGAAGAUGCAGAAUUAAGGCAGCACACUAAAGACACAGAGGGGUCAGUGGACAUGUCAGAUCAUGGUUCAGAGUCUGAGACACCGAGAGCUGUCAAGAGUAGAAAUGAAAGCGAGGAGUCUUCAUGGCCGCCUUCAGACCAGGACAGAGAGAGAAACACAGCUGAUGUGGUGGAGACAGUGGGAGCAGGAAGGUCCAAUGAAUACACGGAGGUUCCCCUGGGCGCUCUGGACAUCGCUGCUGCAGACAGUCUGACACUUUCUCCUCAUCAUGAAGGAAGCGAUGCAGGAGACACAGAGCGGCUGGAGGAGCUUCCUCUGUGCAGCUGCAGGAUGGAGGCUCCUCGAGUCGACAGCACCAGCCAGCGUAUCAGCAGACAGUGUAUGGCCACUGAGAGCAUCAAUGGAGAGCUGAGGGCCUGUACCAAUCGGACCAUUAAAGGAGAGACCAUGCGGCCGUCGAGUCGAGUGCCCCUCAUGGUGCUUUGUGACGUCCAUCGCUCGCACAUGGUCAAACACCACUGCUGUCCUGGGUGUGGAUACUUCUGCAUAGCGGGCACGUUUCUCGAAUGCUGCCCAGACCAGCGCAUUGCUCACCGUUUCCACCGGGGUUGUGUGACAGUGCUUGGCGGCGGACGCAGUAGAUCAAACGGCGGUGGCAUGCUUUUCUGUCCCCACUGCGGCGAAGAUGCCUCCGAGGCCCAGGAGGUCACGAUCCCCUCCUUCAGCUCGGCCACGGCCUCCGCAACCACUGUCGUCACCAUGUCAGCCUCCUCUACCACCACUCCGUCUCUGCCGCCGUCUGCCCCUACGGCGCCCUCCCUCACAGCCUCAACAGGAGGGAUGAAGGACGGGAAGAUGCCUGAAAGGCCUGUCAGCGCCCGGAUGCGUAGCCAUGGCUUGAUAACACUGGCAGUGGAGCAGCAGCAGCAGCAGCCCCAGCCCCCACAGACUGUCGCCAACGUCCCCCCAGCUGAAGAGGGGGUGGACAGUGUGGGACCUUCUCUCUGUAUGCCAAAUGGGAAACCCAUCAGUCCCAGUGCACUUCCACCUGGGCCCAGCAGGGCGGCGCUGCAGAAGGCCAUUCUUACACAGGACACUGAGAGGAGGAAGAAACUGAGGUUCCACCCCCGCCAGCUUUACCCUGCUGCCAAGCAAGGAGAGGUGCAGAGAGUACUGCUCAUGCUGAUGGAGGGCAUAGAUCCAACAUACCAGCCAGACUCUCAGAACAGGCGCUCUGCUCUCCAUGCCGCAGCUCAGAGAGGUCUGAUGGAAAUCUGCUACAUACUCAUACAGGCUGGCGCUCAAGUGGAUGCCCAGGACAAAGACCUGAGGACUCCUCUGUUGGAAGCAAUCAUCAACAAUCACAUUGAGGUGGCCCAUUACCUCGUCCAGAACGGUGCCUGUGUCUAUCAUACUGAGGAGGAUGGGUAUACUGGACUUCACCACGCAGCCAAGCUGGGAAACCUGGAGAUUGUCAACUUGCUUCUGGAAACGGGGCAGGUUGAUGUGAACGCACAGGACAGCGGCGGCUGGACCCCAAUCAUUUGGGCUGCAGAGCACAAGCAUGUAGCGGUGAUCAAAGCGCUGCUUAACAGGGGGGCUGAUGUCACCAUUAAUGAUAAGUCCUUUCCCUCCCUUCAGGAGCUGAACGUGUGUCUCCACUGGGCAGCGUAUGCAGGUAAUGUAGACAUCGCAGAGCUCGUGUUGAACUCUGGCUGUUCGCUCAGCUCGGUUAACAUGCACGGAGACACCCCGCUCCACAUCGCCGCCAGAGAGGGUUACUUGGAAUGUGUUACGUUGUUCCUGUCCAGAGGUGCAGACAUUGACAUCAUGAACAGGGAAGGAGACACGCCUCUUAGCCUCGCGCGGGCUGACACGCCGGUGUGGGUGGCACUCCAGAUCAACAGGAAACUGAGAAGGGGAAUAACCAAUCGUAUGCUUCGGACUGAGAGAAUCAUCUGCAGCGACAUUGCGCAGGGCUAUGAGAACGUACCGAUCCCCUGUGUGAACGCAGUAGACGACGAGGGCUGUCCUUCAGACUACAAAUAUGUUUCAGAAAACUGUGAAACAUCAGCAAUGAACAUAGACCGCAACAUUACACACUUACAGCACUGCAGCUGCACUGAUGACUGCUCUUCUAGUAACUGCCUCUGUGGACAGCUCAGUAUCCGCUGCUGGUAUGACAAGGACCAGCGGCUGCUCCAGGAAUUCAACAAAAUUGAGCCUCCUCUCAUAUUUGAAUGCAACAUGGCAUGUUCCUGUUACCGAACAUGCAAGAACAGGGUGGUGCAGGCUGGCAUCAAAGUUCGUCUUCAGCUCUACAGGACAGAGAAGAUGGGCUGGGGAGUUCGAGCUCUGCAGGAUAUUCCCCAGGGGAGCUUCAUCUGCGAAUAUGUCGGGGAGCUCAUCUCUGACGCAGAGGCAGAUGUUAGAGAAGAUGACUCCUACCUGUUUGACCUGGACAACAAGGACGGAGAGGUGUAUUGUAUAGACGCCCGAUACUAUGGCAACAUCAGCCGAUUCAUCAACCACCUGUGCGACCCAAACCUCAUCCCCGUACGUGUGUUCAUGCUGCACCAGGACCUGAGAUUCCCCCGCAUUGCCUUCUUCAGCUCCAGAGACAUUCUCAGCGGACAAGAGCUGGGAUUCGACUAUGGAGACCGCUUCUGGGACAUUAAGAGCAAGUACUUCACCUGUCAGUGUGGAUCAGAGAAAUGCAAACACUCAGCCGAGGCCAUCGCCUUGGAGCAGAGCCGACUGGCUCGACUGGAGGCUUGUCCAGAAUCGGGAGCAGACUGCGGGAUGACGAUGCUGGGAAACUCUUAAAACACUUAACCAUGGGGCCUUUGGAUUAACAUCAUUGAUUUCAAUGGAAAGACACCUUGAGGGUUUUAUCAUGUUUAAGAUUCUGAUUUUGAUGCAUGGUGCUGUUUUUUCUACUUGAAAUACCCUUUUUUUUUUCUCCCAGACUGGCCACCUUAAAGCUGAUCAUUUCCCCCUCUGGUAGAGGGCAUGGGCCUUAACAUACUUUUUAACUGUGUGGGCAUAAAACACAACAACCUGGGUUUCUGUACAUAUGGUAUGUUUACUGUACAUCACUAUGUUUGUUUGCCUUGACACAUGAAGUGAGUCUGCCAUCAUGUUACUGUCAUACAUAUGUAUUUUUUUCUGUUGUGCCAAAUUAAAUAACGCAAUGCAUUUUUGAUACAGUACAGUAAUGGGUCAACCCUUAGCCCAUCCUGGACUCAAUAAGGACCUGAGGGACAGUGUUGUGUUUUAAUGAUUGUUAGCUUUAUUUUCUUUAUUUUUAUACGCGCUGUUUUCUUUAUCAGAUUUAGUGUAAUAAAUUAGUCCAUGAGAUGAUCUUUGGGCUCUCUUAUUAAGUGUGUCAUUCUCGUUUUAAAGCUGUGCUCACUGGUUUACAGUAUCACAAGUAACCCCAUAAUCCUGCCCUUUCUCCUAUGUCAUUUUUAUAUAAAGAAUGUAGGUUGUCAAGUUUUCAAAGAGAGGUGAGCUGUCAUUAAGACUGUUGUAAGAUAGUGUAUUAUUGUGUUAUUAUCAGCAGGGGGCAUUUACAAGCCACAAUGUGACACCAGAGAGAGAUGUGAAAGGAAGAUGUCCCACUCUGCCAAUAAUUCUGUGUCCACAAGUCUCUUUGAAUUGCAGACAGGGACUUCUAGUUCACUGAAAAAAGAGUUCCGGUCAUAAAUAGCUUUUUCUCACAUAUACAUAUAUCAAGCCUAAUGAUCACACUUAUUUUUUUCAUCAAAUGAGGAGCUACUUUCAGGAAGUCUUUAAAUCAUGAGACACUUUUACCACACACUGUUCAUCAUAGACAUAUUCGUUACUAAAUUUAGGUAACUUGAUUAAGCACAAGUAAUUUACAUGCAAGAGCAAGAUAAGCUGAGAUAAUAAAGGUGGAUUUUAACACAGAGCCUCACUAUAGGUAAGGACAUUAAGAUCAUAAUGGCAGUGUCCCCUUAAAGCACCAAUCAUUUCACUUUAUAUUGUGCUUUAAUGAUGCAUACCAUUUUAUUAAGGCACUUGUAAAUCAUCAGAUUACCACAAACACUACACAGUGAAAGUGGAAUCUCUGGGACCCCUGAGAGACAUGGGCAGCUGUGAAAGAAGUAUUUAGACCUUUGAUGUCAGUGAAACGGCUUUGGGGGACAUUGAACACCUAAUCUGCAUUUUUGUGAUUUUUUUUUACACACCAAUUUGUUUUUUUCUACAUCAAUUCAUGGUGGAAAUGUCUUUAAUUUUUGUCAAAGUUUAAGUUUCUUCUACUUUCAUGGUUUUAUUGGUGUGGACAAAUGCACAUGUUCUAAAUAUUAAGAGGGACUUGCUCCCUGCAUCCCCCCGAAAUGUAUGCCUAUGCAUAUUAUACUGAUGGAUAAU
Molecule: messenger RNA, 5264 nt
Organism: Epinephelus fuscoguttatus (brown-marbled grouper)
Lineage: Eukaryota; Metazoa; Chordata; Actinopteri; Perciformes; Serranidae
Gene: ehmt2
Product: euchromatic histone-lysine N-methyltransferase 2
Exons: 28
Coding region: 57-3692 (1211 amino acids)
Cellular component (GO): nucleus
Molecular function (GO): histone methyltransferase activity; p53 binding; zinc ion binding
Source: RefSeq, a predicted model, not a curated record